GGGCACGCGUGCCCCGCGGGCUGCGCCUGCACUGACCCACACACGGUGGACUGCCGCGAUCGCGGGCUGCCCAGCGUGCCCGACCCCUUUCCCCUGGACGUGCGCAAGCUGCUGGUGGCCGGCAACCGCAUCCAGCAGAUCCCCGAGGACUUCUUCAUCUUCUACGGCGACCUGGUCUACCUGGACUUCAGGAACAACUCGCUGCGCUCGCUGGAGGAGGGCACGUUCAGCGGCUCCGCCAAGCUCGCGUUCCUGGACCUCAGCUACAACAACCUGACCCAGCUGGGCGCCGGCGCUUUCCGCUCGGCCGGGAGGCUGGUCAAGCUGAGCCUGGCCAACAACAACCUGGCCGGCGUGCACGAGGCCGCCUUCGAGACCCUGGAGUCGCUGCAGGUGCUGGAGCUCAACGACAACAACCUCCGCCGCCUCAACGUGGCGGUUCUGGACGCGCUGCCGGCGCUGCGCACCCUGCGCCUGGACGGGAACCCCUGGCUCUGCGACUGUGACUUUGCCCAUCUCUUUUCCUGGAUCCAGGAGAACACGUCCAAGUUGCCCAAAGGCCUGGACGAAAUCCAGUGCUCGCUGCCCCCGGAGAACCGCAGGGUGGCGCUGCGGCAGCUGUCGGAGGCCAGCUUCAGCGAGUGCAAGUUCAGCCUGUCGCUCACCGACCUGUUCAUCAUCGUCUUCUCGGGCGUGGCGGUCUCCAUCGCGGCCAUCAUCUCCAGCUUCUUCCUGGCCACCGUCGUGCAGUGCUUCCAGAGAUGCGCCCCCAACAAGGACGCGGAGGACGAGGACGAGGACGAGGACGACUGAGCCCCCUGCUCGGGCGCGUCCCUUGCCAACCCCCAGCCAGCGGAGCCUCUCGGAGAGGGAGGGGAAAGCGCUGAAGACAGGGAGGCACCGGCCACCCUCCGUGAACAGGACAGAGCCUCCUCGGUGAAGGGGACUGGGGUGCCCAUGGCCCCACCCAUGGCAGCGCCCAGAAGCCCCGGGAGCUUGGGUGGGUCGCUCCUGAGCAGGGCCGACUCUCGGUGCAGGCUGCUGGGCGGGGGAGGGUCCAGCCGGGGUCUCUGCAGGAAAUGCCAAGAUGCAUCUCCAGCCCUUUUUUCUGGGCCAGAGCUGUGCUUGGGAGACCAGGAUCAACCUCUUCCCCCCAAGGCCCGGAAGCUGCCCAGGCAGGUCCUCCAGUUCAGAGCCUCCUCCACAGAAGCAGGAUUCUCUCCAUGUAAUAGGCCUCAGCAGCCUUGGGAUGUUGCAUGGAGAACAAGUCAAUCCAUGUGCAAAAGACCUUUGUGACCCCCCCACUUCCCUGUGUGGAGUCCUCAUCCCCAGGGGGGUGAAGCCCUUGGGAUGUCCUGAGGGUGGGACUCUCCUGAUCGCCCUCAAAGUAGAGAUGCCAGAGAACCCCUCACUCCCUCAGCAGGUAGGACACAGCCAGAAACCAGCCAUCCAUGAACCAGGAAUGGAGCUCAGUCCUGACACCCCCACCUCCCAAUUCCAGCUCCCAGAACUGUGGGAAAUAAAUGUGUUGUUUAUAAAUCA
Ictidomys tridecemlineatus (thirteen-lined ground squirrel) is the source of this 1542-nucleotide messenger RNA. It is a transcript of the gene Lrrc38, whose product is annotated as leucine rich repeat containing 38. Gene Ontology annotation, cellular component: plasma membrane. The record is from RefSeq and is a predicted model, not a curated record. Gene Ontology annotation, molecular function: protein binding. NCBI's taxonomy places the organism in Eukaryota, Metazoa, Chordata, Mammalia, Rodentia, Sciuridae.